AUGCCACGCCCGACGUCCAAGACAGAGUUACGGCGCGUGAUGGGCAUGGCAAAUUAUCUGGCCCGCUUUGUCCCACGCAUGGCGGAAGUCCUCCAGCCUCUUUCUCUGAUGUUGAGCUCAAGACAUGAAUUUGUGUGGGGUCCCGCGCAAGAAGCCGCCUUCACGAAGUGGAAGACUCUUCUUUCAUCGGACCCUGUCUUGGGAAUGUACGAUCCAGAUAUGGAAACAGUGGUGACAGCAGACGCCUCAUCAUACGGUCUCGGAGCUGUCCUGCGCCAAAGACAGAAAGACGGCCGGGACCUGACGGUGGCGGACGCCCUUUCUCGGUCACCUCUUCCACGAACGGAAUCCAUGGAACUGGAGGCCGAAAUCCAAGGCUAUCUUCGACUGGUGGCCUCGUCAGUUCCAGUAACAGCGCCAAGUUUACAUCUAGUCGCCCUGGAGCAAGAGCAAGAUCCGGACAAGCCCAUUGAAGAACGGGUACAGCCCCGCCGAGCUGCUCAUGGGGAGGAGACUGCGCACUGCCCUACCCACGUCCAGCGAAAACCUCCAGCCCCGGACGCUGGACUUCCAAGAACUGGCAUCUUUCGAGAGGUCGCAGCGUCAGCGCCAGAAGAAAGACUACGACCGGCGCCAUGGAGUGCGCGAUCUGCCAGAGCUGUCCGAAGGAACAGACGUAUGGAUCGUAGACCUACAAAAAGAAGGGGUCGUUCGAGGAAGUGCCGACGAGCCCAGGUCGUACUGGAUCGACUCCGGGGAAACUUCCCUACGCAGAAAUCGCACUCAUCUUGUCCCGCUGCCUCCGACCAGUUCAGAAGACGGCCGAGGGGCAACGCCGCUAACAGCGGAAUCGCCAGAAAUAUGCAGUGA
Molecule: messenger RNA, 870 nt
Organism: Rhipicephalus sanguineus (brown dog tick)
Lineage: Eukaryota; Metazoa; Arthropoda; Arachnida; Ixodida; Ixodidae
Exons: 3
Coding region: 1-870 (289 amino acids)
Source: RefSeq, a predicted model, not a curated record